Messenger RNA from Filobasidium floriforme, 3792 nucleotides. Its product is annotated as SNF2 family N-terminal domain-containing protein. Gene Ontology annotation, molecular function: ATP binding; ATP-dependent chromatin remodeler activity. The record is from RefSeq and is a predicted model, not a curated record. The coding region runs from base 56 to 3718 and encodes 1220 amino acids. NCBI's taxonomy places the organism in Eukaryota, Fungi, Basidiomycota, Tremellomycetes, Filobasidiales, Filobasidiaceae. Gene Ontology annotation, cellular component: cytoplasm. The transcript has 17 exons.
CAAACAGGCCAAUAUACGGCCAGUAUACUCCCAAGUCUUCGGGACUCAGUUCAAGAUGUACGUCAGAAACUUAGAGCUCGACGAGCGUGUCGUUCAACACUUUGGAGCGAGUCCGGACGAGUUGGAAGAUGUACCGGAUUUUGUAUAUGCUUUCGUCGACAAGCUGGGAAAGGAACUUCCUGAUGAUACCGAGGUCCUCUUCGAAGCUGCGGAACCUGAAGGUGACCCUACGAAAGGAGGUCACGGCUACGGCAUCGCAACGUGUACGGAGGAUGGUUGCAUGCUCGACUUGUUCCUCACGGCGGAUCCCGAGCUGGAGGAUGGUGGUAAAAGCACCGGUUUAGGGUCAAUCGAAGCGUUCAAGAUGCACUGCAUGGAGGAACCGCAUAUCGCUGCAAGAGAAAAGAGGCUUCGGCGAGAUAAGAGGAAGGUCAAGGCCAACGGCUCGUUGACCGACUUCGGUGCUCGUCCGUCGAUGGCGCAAGUUGAGCAAGCCGCUUCUCAAUCACAAGGCCUUUACGGAUUCAGCGAGACGGACGAAGACGAAGCCACGGAUGAUAUCCCCCGACCUAGAUGGGCCGCUAUCGGCGCUGGCGCUCCAAGCGACUUUUCGGAGACGGAAAACGAAGACGAUGACGUGAAACCCGUCAUCCCGAAACCUGCUGUAAACAAGGGCAAGGGCAAGGCGAAAGCCAACGAUUGGAACCCUAUCGUUUUACUCUCGAGUGAUGAGGAUGACGAUUUUCCAAUUCGCUCUGUCGGAGUCAAACGGCGAAGAGAUCUCGGCCCGCACAGCAGCUUCGGUAGCGACCCCGCCACCGCUAUCCAGCUGGAUUCGGACGAGGAUGUGAAACCGGUCUUCUCGAGCACCCCCGGCAGUCAGCGUAGGAAGCAGAAGCAGAUGAAACUCGAUCGAUUCUACGGCGGGAAGACGAGCGGGGAGAUCAAGAUCGACGACGACGACGACGCGACACCACUCGCCGCAUCGAUCGAUCGCAAGCCGACGAUGCACGAUCAAAUCGAUGUCAAGCCGAACGUGGACGUCAAGCCUGACCUUCAACCGCCGCAGACGGACUUUUUCACCGUCCCGGCUGGGAAGACUUAUGAAAAAGAGGAAGCCCGCUUGCGGCUAAUUCAAGAAAAGAACCUCCUAAACGGUCUCCACGCGCGCGCGCAAGCACCGGGUCUCAGACCUCUCAUCGCAAAUCGUCUUGGCGUACUUCACAACAUGGUCCAAACCACGUUCAAGAACUCUUCGACGCCUUAUCUCACCUUUCCAUCGCGCACGCUACUAGAGCGUAUUCCUGGACUCGCGAAUAUCUGGAAAGAUGUCCUAGAGAUGUGGAUCAAGCGGGACGAGUCUGAGCGAAAGAGGAUACAAGCUGCCUACGAGGAACGACUUAGGAUGAUGCAAGCUGCGGGUGCACCGGGACCACCAGGCUUACCCGGACUCGAUUAUGGCGGCAAUGCCCAGGCAAAUGCCCAGGCGGGCCCGAGCAGGAUACCAGCUUAUCCUAUGGGGCCUACCCCGAGCGGGAGUCGCUUCAACAUGAACGUCAGUCCAGGCCCCGACGAAUCUUUGCCUGUACGUGCCGGGGUUCCUCUGCAAGAAAACGAGCUGGCCAAAUUCUUCGAAGAUGCUCUCGACGGAUUCGCCGAAGAUGAGACGGUUGCCGCGGCUGCGACUAAGCUCGGCCUCGCCUCGAUGGAUGAAGCGCUUCCUUCGAUGCAGGUCAAGCUUAUGCCGCAUCAGGUGAUUGGCGUGGCAUGGAUGCUGGAAAUGGAGCGGAACCCGUUGCGGAAGGGAGGGAUUCUAGCGGAUAGUAUGGGGUUGGGAAAGACCAUUCAGAUGAUUGCAACCAUGGCGGAGAAUCAGCCGGAGGACCGGAAACGCAAGACUACGCUCAUCAUCGCGCCCGUUGCCCUGCUAGAGCAAUGGGAACAGGAGAUCCGGCGCUUCGUCAAGCACAAAUGGAGGAUCCACCUCUACCACGGGAAAGGGAACAAGAUCUCGUUAGCUCAGAUGAAGCAUUGCGACAUCAUCCUGACUAGCUUCGGUCAGGUCGCGAACGCGCUGCCAUCCGAGAAACCUGGACCCAACGACGACUCGAGCGACGACAUGAAUAAACGAGGAGACCUACUCAAAAUGAACUGGUAUCGAGUCUGCGUGGACGAGGCAUCUCAAAUACGGAACUCAAAGACAAAAAGCGCAAAGGCAAUCUACCAAUUGAAGUCCACCUAUCGUUGGAUUCUCAGUGGAACUCUGGUCGUCAAUACACUUGUCGAUCUAUUCAGCCCGCUCUACUUCUUAAAUAUCUCCGAAUUGAGUGUAUGGGAGAAUUUCCGCGACAAAGUCCAGAAGUUGGAAAAGCGAAGGCCUGAUCUUGCGGUCAAGCGGGUACAAGCGGUCUUGAAGUACGCUUGCAAAAGGCGGACCGCGGACUCGAAGAUUGACGGUCAGCCAAUCCUUACCCUGCCGCCAAAGACGCUUGUAAAAAGAAUGCCCGCGUUCGACCAAGACGAGCGAACGGUCUACGACGUCAUCGAAGCCCGCGCGAUCGCAAGAUUCAACAAGUUCCUCAAAGCGAACACGGUCCUGAAGAAUUACGCCCAUGUCCUUACGAUGAUUCUGCGCCUUCGCCAAAUUUGCAAUCAUGUGUCGCUGGUUUGCAGGAAGCCUGGAGAGCAGGGGCACGCAGACGACCUUAUGAUCUCCAACGCUGAGAUGACAUUCAACCCCAAGGCUACCGAAGAACCUGGUUGGAACAGGGAGGCCGAAAUCGAAAGGGCUCGAACCGUCGGCGGCGAUGAACUCGUCAAUAAAUUGAUUCAGAAAUUUAUGGAACGUCAAUCUGAACUUGAAGAUGCCGAAAAGGAGCAGGACGAGCAGCGGGAAGAAGACCAGCUGGCGGAUAUCGACAUGGAGUGCGCCGUAUGUUUCGAGCCUUUUGGUCAUGACGAAAGGGUUACGGUCUGCUGCCAUUCUUUCUGUGUAACGUGUAUCGAGCUCGUGAUCAAGCCGGCAACCGCGCAGCCUGUCAUUGCCUGUCCUUUGUGCCGAGAACCCUUACAUGCUGGAAAAGUCUUCAUCGCCGCCGCUUUCAAACCCGUUGAUGACGUCAAAGAAGAGAAGGAUGUUGUCGAUGAUCUGAAGUUGGACUUUAACCUGGAGGAGAAGAUGCCGCCGUCUACCAAGAUGAUUCAGUGCUUAGAGUUGAUUCAGGGCUGGAUCGCUGCUGGGCCGACCGACAAAAUCAUCAUCUUUAGUCAAUUUGUGACGAUGAUCAACAUCUUGGACGACUACAUGAGGAUGAACGGCGUGGACACAGCUACAUACACCGGACAGAUGUCGAAAGACGACCGAGACGAGGUCCUUGCGGAUUUCAAACGACCGGAAGGACCGAAAGUCCUCAUCAUCAGUACGAAGGCCGGAGGUGUCGGACUGAAUCUUACGUGCGCCAACAAGGUCAUCCUUCUCGAUCACACUUGGACCUAUGCGGCCACGGCUCAAGCUGUCGACCGAGCCUGGCGUAUAGGUCAGACCAAGCCGGUCGAAGUAAUCGAAUUGAGUAUCGAAAACACAAUCGAAGCGAGGAUUCUGGCUCUCCAGGAAAAGAAGAAGCAGCUUGCGGAUGGCGCUUUCGGUGAAGGCGGGAAUCAGAAGCUUGGGAGGCUAUCCCUUCAAGACCUACGUAUGCUCUUCGACCGCAACGCUUAGGAGGAGGCAAUUUCAACCUAUUAGGCUAUUUACGAAGAUGACGAGAUCCCGACGAUCGUUUCCGUGGGUGGACU